Ambispora gerdemannii is the source of this 1494-nucleotide messenger RNA. Lineage: Eukaryota; Fungi; Glomeromycota; Glomeromycetes; Archaeosporales; Ambisporaceae. The record is from the annotation of a GenBank genome assembly.
AUGCAACCUACAACCAAAGCUCCAGAAGAAAAACCCAUGGAAUGCAUUUCAGUAAUUAACAUUCCAGUCUCUUCUCCUUCGCCCUCACCUCCGCCCGUAGAUGCCUCGAGUCCGACAAUACUCGCCAUUCAAACCCGUCGUUCUAAGCGUCGUCUCAAUUCUGAAAUCUCGACUCAAGACGAUACCAAAGCGUCAAAGUCAAGUUCUUCCACGUCUAAAGGAACCUCACCACAACCUACAGCUAGUUCUUCGUAUACUAUUACAAAGACUUAUAAACGUCAGAAAACCAUUUCAGCAGAAACAAAUGACGCGUUCGCAAAAACCAAAGCUUCCUAUGCUGCAGCAGAAUUAGCGAGUCUCGGUCCCCAGCAUCACGAUGAAAAGAUCUUUAAAAAUUUUCGGUUGCGUCGUAUAGUCAAAGAAAAUCAUGGCCAUGAUAUUAAUCAGUUGGCGUUCUUUUUCAAUCUAAAUAAUUAUGAUGCACCGAUUGGAUCCGAAUAUCGUAAGGAUUAUAAUAAGCAUGGACAUGUGGUUCGCGAUGUAAGCGAUACGAGUAAUAUAUUGUCGAGCGUUGGUGAUGCGCAGGCAAACAUUUACGAUAAUGAGCACUGUGGUGAUCAUUUGGAUAUCAUGUCGAAUUUCUCAUUAGAGGAUGAAUCAGGAAAGAAUUUCAACGUAUCAGAACUAUUGACUUGUUGCUGGUUACAUAGUCCAAACGAUGCUUUGUUGGCAGUCGCUGGCAGAUCCAAAAUAAUCUACAUAAUAAGCCUUGCGACUUCGUCUACUUUAAGAGAAUUAUCUGGUCACGAAGAUACAAUCAUUGAUAUCACUAAGCAUCCAAAGGACGACCUGCAUUUAUUAUCAGCAUCCAAUGAUAAUACCGUAAGAUUAUGGAAUACAGAUACCAGUCAAUGUUUGUACACAUUUGAAACUAGUGCAUCAGCGAUAUGUUGGCAUCCCUCAGGUAAAAUUUUCUUGACCGGAAGCUACAAAGGGCACAUUUUACAAUGGUUGAUGCCAGAUCGAUCACUUGAUUCUGAGAAUACUCGAUGUUUUACGGAGAAAGAUCUUGUGAUCAAUAUGAGUGAAUUACACAUGGAUGCGAUAGAUUGUAUGCGUUUCGUCAAUGGCAAUGUACUGACAAAGUCAAUAGAUGGUAAGUUAGAACAUUGGAACCCAGAAACAAUGUACAUAUACAAAUCAUAUAACAUCAAGAACGGCUCAAAUAAUCGAUCACGAUUUGACGUGAGCUUGGAUGGUUAUUUUUUUUGUGUUGGUACAAAUAUCGGUAGCGUGUGUGUUUAUAACUUAAAAACGGGAAAGUUGGUCACUGAACUUCGGCAUCGACGUUCAAUCAAAGCGGUCAGAUGCUGUGCGUUUACCAGAGAUUACAAACAAAUCGUAGCAGGUGGAGAGGAAUCUUUUAUUUGGAGAUAUGAUUAUGUUAGCAAUGAAACCUUGGAAGAAUGGGAAAAGUGGACAUCCUCGGAUUGA